ACACAACCAACAAAAACAAAUUUUAAAAAGAUACUAUAUACUCGCACAAACAUAUGUACAGAUAGAGAAUAAGAUCAGAUCAAGAACAAUGUUGCGACCGGUGCUUUUUCUGUUUUACACGGUGGAAUCUGUACUCAACGUAUUGCUCAUGUACUUUCAUAUACGUGGCUUUUUAACGCAACCCUUGGAUUUUCUACCGAUCCUCAAGCAGAUCAAUCACUACUUCUAUUCAGUAUGCUUCUAUAUAUUCACGGUAUUAACGCUGUGUGCCAGUAUCAAUAUCUGCACGGGUCACAACUAUUCCAUAUGCGAGGAGGUUGUACGGACACUCUGCGGCUUCGUUAUACAUAUUAUCAUUUCACUGAUGACGCUGGAGAAUGCGGAGAGUGACUUUCAUAUGAUGUACAUAAUGCGUUUGCAAAAUGAAGGUGUGGAAAAACCAGUUCAUCCAUUCUUUGAAUAUAUGCGAUCCCAGGCGGUAUGCUCGCUAGCCUGUGGAGUUGCUUAUCUGCUCCAUGGCAUUCUUGUUAUCGACGUACUACUGUCCGGAUCGGAGCCAAACACUACACAGCCCAAUGAAGCGGAUGAUGACGAAGAUUAUGUACCUGUUCGUUUCUAUGUAUUGGGCGAAAUGUUCCAUUCACGUCUUGAAAAAUAUGAAUGGUUCAAUGAUUUUUCUCGUGGCACUCAAAUUCCAAUUUAAAUUCAAAUUCUCAAUAAUUUCUAUAAUUUUUGUAUAUUUUUACUAACAUAACAUAUACGCAAUAUUAAAGUUCUGACUGUAUGACGUCAGUGACGCAACAGUUUUAUGGAUCCCAAA
Drosophila innubila is the source of this 820-nucleotide messenger RNA. RefSeq lists its product as uncharacterized. NCBI's taxonomy places the organism in Eukaryota, Metazoa, Arthropoda, Insecta, Diptera, Drosophilidae. The transcript has a single exon. The record is from RefSeq and is a predicted model, not a curated record. Bases 89 to 703 code for a protein of 204 amino acids.